UCUUUAUUUUUAUUUUUUUUUUCACUCUGUACUAGCCAGUUUUUACACUAAGGAAAAAAAAUGGCGAGUAAUUUGGUACAACAAUUUGUUCAACGUUUAAAAUCACGUAAUGAAGAUGUUCGUAAUAAAGCAGCUCGUGAUUUAUGUCAUUAUAUACAAACAGAUUUACGUGAAACAUCACAAGAAGAAAUAACUAGUUUUAUGGAAAAAUUUAAUCAUCAUAUAUUUGAAAUGGUAUCUGGUUCAGAUAUGAAUGAAAAAAAAGGUGGUAUAUUAGCAAUAAUAUGUUUAAUUGGUGCUGAUGUUGGUGAUAUUAAUACACGUAUUAGAUUUGCAAAUUAUUUACGUAAUUUAUUGCCAUCAAAUGAUGUUGGUGUUAUGGAACUUGCUGCAAAAACAGUUGGUAAGCUAGCACUUGUAUCUGGUACAUAUACUGCUGAUUAUGUUGAAUUUGAAGUUAAAAGAGCAUUUGAAUGGCUUGGUGGUGAUAGAAAUGAAGCUAAACGUCAUGCAGCUGUACUUGUAUUACGUGAACUUGCUGAUUCAAUGCCAACAUAUUUUUUUCUUCAAGUAACACCAUUUUUUGAUUUAAUAUUUAAUGCAAUUAAAGAUCAAAAAGCUGUUAUACGUGAAGAUGCUGUUGCUGCAUUACGUGCUGCACUUGUUGUUACAGCACAACGUGAAACAACAAAACAAAUGUAUAAAUCACAAUGGUAUAAACAAUGUUAUGAUGAAAUAAUUAAUGGUUUUGAAGAUAUAUAUAGUAAAGAAAAAGGUUUUAAUCGUGAUGAUAGAAUACAUGGUUCAUUAUUAAUAUUAAAUGAAUUAUUAAGAUGUAGUAAUAUUGAAUGGGAAAAAAAUUAUGUUGAUUUAAUGGAUCGUUUAAAUUAUUCAAUUAAAAAAAAUGAUAAUAAUAAUAAUAAUAAUAGUAAUAAUGAUAUAUUAUUAUUAAUGCCAAGAUUAAAAACAAUAUCAAUUGUAUCAAAAUGGUCAUCUGAUAAUUGUGUUAAUAAUUUACGUACAACAACAACAAAUAAUUCAUCAUAUUAUCCAGUACAUGAAUCAGCAGCAUGUAAACAACUUAUGCAAGAAAGAUUAGAUGAUGUUUAUAAUGAUGUUAUGAAUCAAAAAUCAUCAAGAAAUUUAUAUAUACAACGUGCAUUAAUGACAUUAUUACCACGUAUUGCUGCAUUUAAUACUGAUAAAUUUAUUAAUGAAUAUUUACGUGAAACACUUAAUUAUUUAUUAGGUGUAUUACGUGGUAAAGAUAAAGAACGUUAUGAUGCAUUUAUAACAUUUGGUCUUAUUGCUGUUGCUGUUGGUGAUGCUAUUAAAUCAUAUUUACCUAAAAUUAUUGAAAUUAUUAAAACAACAUUAAUACAAAAAGAAUCAACAAUUAAAAAAUCAUUAUCAUCAGUUGAUUCAGCAGUAUUUAUAUGUAUAACAUUACUUGGACAUGCUGUUAAACAAUCAUUAAGUGCAGAUGCCAAAGAUUUAUUAGAUUUAAUGUUUUCAACUGGUUUAAGUCCAAUAUUAACAACAUCAUUACGUGAACUUGCUCAAAAUGUACCAUCAUUAAAAUAUGAUAUAUCACAAGGUUUAUUACGUAUGUUAUCACAAGUAUUAAUGAAUAAACCAUUAAAACAUCCUGGUGCACCAUGGAUAAGUGGUAAUUUAAUUAAUACAACAACAACAAUUCAUUCAUCAUCAUCAAUAACAAUACCAGCAUCAUUAUCAUUAUCAUCAUCAUCAUCAUCAUCAUCUUCAUCUUCAUCAUCUUCUUCCUCCUCUUCAUCAUCAUCAUCAUCAGCAGCAGCUGCAGCAGCUGCAGUAGCAGUAACAGCAUUAUCAUCAACAACACAAACAAAUACACUAUUACCAACAACAUUAUCAUCAUCAUCAUCAUUAUCAUCAUCAUCAUCUUCAUCAACAACAUUAUUACCAACAAUAACAACAUCAUCAUCAACAACAACAACAACUGGCGGAGGAGGAGGUGGAGGUGGUACAACAAAUGAACCAACAGAUAUAACAUUAACUGUAUUGGCAUUAAAAACACUUGGUACAUUUAAUUUUGAUGGUAAUUCAUUAUUACAAUUUGUAAAACGUUGUGCUGAUCAUUUUUUAACAUUUGAAACACCAGAAGUACGUCUUGAGGCUGUUAAAACAUCAUCAAGAUUAUUAAAAAUAGCAUUAAAUCAACCAGGACCAACAGUUACAAGAACAGUAUCAGUUAUACUUGGUAAACUUUUAGUUGUUGGUAUAACAGAUACAAAUAGUGAUGUUAGAAUUGCUGUAUUAUCAUCACUUGAUUCAUCAUUUGAUAUACAUCUUGCACAAGCUGAAAAUUUAUCAGCAUUAUUUAUUGCAAUGAAUGAUGAAAUGUUUGAAAUACGUGAACUUGCUAUUAAAAUAAUUGGUCGUUUAAGUACAAUAAAUCCAGCAUAUGUUAUGCCAUCAUUGAGAAAAACAUUGAUACAAUUUUUAACGGAAAUUGAACAUUCUGGAAUGGGAAGAAAUAAAGAACAAGCAGCAAAAAUGUUGGAUCAUUUAGUUGUUAAUGCACCAAGAUUAAUAAGACCAUAUAUGGAACCAAUAUUAAAAGUACUUGUACCAAAACUUAAAGAAAUUGAAACAAAUCCAGGUGUUAUAUUAUCAAUAUUACGUGCUAUUGGUGAUUUAGCUGAAGUUAAUGGUGCUGAAAUGCAACAAUGGAUGCCAGAAUUAUUAUCAAUAUUAUUAGAAAUGUUAGUUGAUGCAAGUUCACCAGAAAAACGUGGUGUUGCAUUAUGGGUAUUGGGACAAUUAGUUGGUAGUACUGGACAUGUUGUUAAACCAUAUAUGCAAUAUCCAACAUUACUAGAGGUAUUAAUUAAUUUUUUAAAAACUGAACAACAACCAAUAAUAAGAAGAGAAACAAUACGUGUAUUGGGUUUACUUGGUGCACUUGAUCCAUAUAAACAUAAAAUGAAUUUAGGACAAAUUGAUGGACAAUUUGAUACAUCAUUAUUAUCAUCAACAUCAUCAUCAUCAUCAACAUCAUCGUCAUCGUCAUCAUCAUCAUUAACAUCUUUAAAAACAAAAAACAAUGAUAAACAUGAUAAAAAUGAUAUUGAUAAUAGCACCACUAAUCAAGAUUUAACAACAAGUGAAAUGUUGGUAAAUAUGUCAUCAUCAUCAAGUUUAGAUGAUUAUUAUCCAGCAAUAGCAAUAGCAACAUUAAUGAAAAUAAUAAGAGAUCCAACAUUAUCACAACAUCAUACAAUGGUUGUACAAGCUGUGACAUUUAUAUUUAAAAGUUUAGGUAUUAAAUGUGUACCAUAUAUAUCACAAGUUAUGCCAAGUUUUUUAAAUGUCAUUAGAACAGCUGAUAUUAAUUUUCGUGAAUAUUUAUUUCAACAAUUAGCAACACUCAUUGCAAUUGUUAAACAACAUAUUAGAAAUUAUCUUGAUGAUAUAUUUAAUUUAAUAAAUGAAUUUUGGAUUAUAAAUAAUACAUCACUACAAUCAACAUUAAUAUUACUCAUUGAAAAUAUUGCAAUAGCACUUGGUGCUGAAUUUAAAAUAUACUUACCACAAUUAAUGCCACAAAUAUUAAAAGUACUAACAUAUGAUUGUAGUAAAGAUCGUUGUGUUACAAUUAAAUUAUUAUUGGCAUUACAAAAAUUUGGUAAUAAUUUAGAUAAUUAUUUACAUUUAGUAUUGCCACCAAUAUGUAAAUUAUUUUAUACAAAUGAUUGUCCAAUUGGUGUUAAUAAAAUGGCACUUGAAACAAUUGAUUAUUUAUCAGAUACACUUGAUUUUACUGAUUUUUCAUCACGUAUUAUACAUCCAAUUGUACGUACUAUUGAUCAACAUCCACAAUUACGUGAUACAUCAAUGAAUACAUUGUGCUCAUUGAUAAUACAAUUUGGUAAAAAAUAUGAAAUAUUUAUACCACUUGUACAAAAAGUUAUGAUGAAACAUAAAAUAAUAAAUUUACAAUAUGACAUAUUAAUUGAUAAAAUAUUAACUGAUAGUUUAUUAAUAAUGAAUAGCAACAAUAAUAAUAAUAAUAAUAAUAAUAAUCUAAACAACAACAAUAAUAAUAAUAGCAACAACAAUAAUAAUAAUAAUAACAACAACAACAAUAACAAUACCAAUACAAACACUAUGAGCUCAAAUAUGAAUAAUGAUGAUUCAUAUUCAUUAUUAAUACGUCAUAAUAAAAAUCAUAUUAAAAAUAAAAAUCGUGAUUUAUCAUCGUCAUUAAUAUCAUCAACAUCAGAUACAACAAUUAGAAAACGUUUACAAUUUUCAGUAAUUAAUUUAAAAAAUUCAUGGACAGCAACACGUCAAGUAUCAAAAGAUGAUUGGCUUGAAUGGUUACGUUCAUUAUCAAUUGAUUUAUUAAAAGAAUCACCAUCACCAGCAUUAAGAUCAUGUUUAGCACUUGCACAAACAUACUCACAAUUACCAAAAGAUUUAUUUAAUGCUGCAUUUUUAUCAUGUUGGUCAGAGUUGGAUGAUAAAUAUCGUAAUGAAUUAAUACAAACAUUACAACAAGCAAUAAUGGUACCAGAUAUACCAGAAAUAACACAAACAAUACUUAAUUUAGCUGAAUUUAUGGAACAUUGUGAUAAAGGACCACUACCAAUUGAUAAUAAAUUACUUGGUGAACGUGCAAUGUAUUGUCGUGCAUAUGCUAAAGCAUUACAUUAUAAAGAAGAAGAAUUUCAUAAAAAUAAUAAUAAUAAUAAUAAUAAUCAUUUAUUUGAAUCAUUAAUAUCAAUAAAUAAUAAAUUACAACAAAAAGAAGCUGCUGAAGGUUUAUUGGAAUAUGUUAUGAAUCAUCAAACAUCAUCUACAUCAUCUACAUCAUCUACAUCUUCUACAUCUUCUACAUCAACAUCAACAACAAAUAAACAACAAGAAAAUUUAAAAGUACAAGUUAGAUGGUAUGAAAAAUUACACAAUUGGGAUAAAGCAUUAUAUUUAUAUCGUGAACGUCUUGAUAUUGAUAAAAAUAAUAUUGAAUUAACACUUGGUGAAAUGCGUUGUUUAGAGGCACUUGGUGAAUGGGGUCAAUUACAUGAUGUUGCUAAAAAAUCAUGGUCAAAUCAAAUUGAUGAUACAAAACAAAAAAUGGCAAGAAUGGCUGCUUCUGCUGCUUGGGGUUUAGGUAAAUGGAAAAGUAUGGAAAAAUAUGUAUCAUUUGUACCAAAAGAAAGUCAAGAUGGUGCAUUUUUACGUGCUGUAUUAGCAAUACAUAAUAAACAAUAUAAUAUUGCACAUCAAUUAAUUGAUAAUGCUAGAGAUUUAUUAGAUACUGAGCUAACAGCAAUGGCUGGUGAAAGUUAUCAACGUGCAUAUAAUGCCAUGGUUGAAGUACAAAAACUUGCUGAACUUGAAGAAGUUAUACAAUAUAAAUUAAUACCAGAAAGAAGAAAUACAAUUAAAAAUAUGUGGUGGCAAAGAUUACAAGGUGGACAAAAAAUUGUUGAAGAUUGGCAAAAAAUAAUUCAAGUACAUACACUUGUUAUAUCACCACAAGAUGACAUGUAUACAUGGCUUAAAUAUGCAUCACUUUGUCGUAAAAAUGGUAAUUUAAUAUUAUGUCAUAAAACAUUAAUUAUGUUGAUGGGUUGUGAUCCAUCAAAAACACCAAAUGAUCCAUUACCAACAAAUAAUCCACAAGUUACAUUUGCAUAUUGUAAACAUUUAUGGGUUGCAAAAAAACGUGAAGAUGCAUACAAUCAAUUGAAAAUAUUUGUUGAAAAUUCACUUGAAAAAGUUGCAGCAGCAUCAGCAUCAUCAUCAUCUGUACUAUUAAUUGGUAAUAAUAAUAAUAAUAAUAAUAAUAAUCAAAAUCAAAUUGAUAAUCAUCAUCAUCAUCAUCAAUAUGAUACUAAAAAAAGAUUAUUAGCAAGAUGUUAUUUAAAAUUAGGACAAUGGUUAGAAUCACUUGAGGGUAUUAAUGAUAAUUCAAUACCAGCAGUAUUAUCAUAUUAUUCAGCAGCAACUGAACAUGAUCCAACAUGGUACAAAGCAUGGCAUGCAUUUGCAUAUACAAAUUUUGAAAGUGUAUUAUUUUAUAAACAUAAACAAUCAUCAUUGUCAACUGGUGGUGAUGGAUUAAUAAUUGAAAAUAAUAAUAACAACAGCAAUUCAUCAUCACAAUAUAUAUCAAAAUUUACUGUACCAGCUGUUGAUGGUUUUUUUAAAUCAAUAAAUUUAUCACAUGGUAAUUCAUUACAAGAUACAUUACGUUUAUUAACACUUUGGUUUGAUUAUGGACAAUGGCCAGAAGUAUAUGAUGCAAUUGUUGAGGGUAUACGUCUUAUUGAAAUAAAUACAUGGCUACAAGUUAUACCACAAUUAAUUGCUAGAAUUGAUACACCACGUUUACUUGUUGGUCGUUGUAUACAUCAUUUAUUAAUUGAUAUUGGUAAAUCACAUCCACAAGCACUUGUUUAUCCAUUAACUGUUGCAUCAAAAAGUGCAUCACAAGCACGUAAAACAGCAGCAAAUAAAAUAUUAAAAAAUAUGUGUGAUCAUAGUCCAACACUUGUACAACAAGCAAUAAUGGCUAGUGAUGAAUUAAUUAGAGUUGCAAUAUUAUGGCAUGAACAAUGGCAUGAGGGUCUUGAAGAAUCAAGUAGAUUAUAUUUUAGUGAAAGAAAUGUUAAUGGUAUGUUUGAAAAAUUAGAACCAUUACAUGCAAUGCUUGAACGUGGUCCACAAACAUUAAAAGAAACAUCAUUUCAUCAAGCAUAUUCACGUGAUUUAAUGGAUGCACAUGAAUGGUGUCAACGUUAUAAAUUAUCUGGUAAUGUUAGAGAUUUAAAUCAAGCAUGGGAUUUAUAUUAUCAUGUAUUUCGUAGAAUAUCAAGACAAUUACCACAAUUAACAAGUCUUGAGCUACAAUAUGUUAGUCCAAAGUUAAUGUUAUGUCGUGAUUUAGAACUUGCUGUACCUGGUAGUUAUUUUCCUGGUCAACCAAUUAUUAGAAUUUCAAAUAUACACAGUUCAUUACAAGUUAUAACAAGCAAACAAAGACCAAGAAAAUUAUGUAUCAAAGGUAGUAAUGGUAAAGAUUACAUGUUUUUAUUAAAAGGACAUGAAGAUUUACGUCAAGAUGAACGUGUUAUGCAAUUAUUUGGUCUUGUUAAUACUCUAUUAAUACAUGAUCCAAAUACAUUUAGAAGAAAUUUAACAAUACAACGUUAUGCUGUUAUUCCAUUAUCAACAAAUAGUGGUUUAAUUGGUUGGGUACCACAUUGUGAUACAUUACAUACAUUAAUACGUGAUUAUCGUGAAAAAAAGAAAAUAUUAUUAAAUAUUGAACAUCGUAUUAUGUUACGUAUGGCACCAGAUUAUGAGCAUUUAAUGUUGAUGCAAAAAGUUGAAGUAUUUGAACAUGCACUUGAGCAUACACAUGGUGAUGAUUUAUCAAGAUUAUUAUGGUUAAAAUCACCAUCAUCAGAAGCAUGGUUUGAUCGUAGAACUAAUUUUACACGUUCACUUGCUGUUAUGUCAAUGGUUGGUUAUAUAUUGGGUCUUGGUGAUAGACAUCCAUCAAAUUUAAUGCUUGAUCGUUUAAAUGGUAAAAUAUUACAUAUUGAUUUUGGUGAUUGUUUUGAAGUUGCAAUGACUAGAGAAAAAUUUCCAGAAAAAAUACCAUUUAGAUUAACGAGAAUGUUAAUAAAUGCCAUGGAAGUUACUGGUAUUGAAGGUACAUAUAGAAGAACAUGUGAAUCAGUUAUGCAUGUACUUAGAAGAAAUAAAGAUAGUUUAAUGGCUGUACUUGAAGCAUUUGUAUAUGAUCCAUUAUUAAAUUGGAGAUUAAUGGAUAAUAAUAAUACAAUAAUAAUAAAUAGCAGCAACAACAACAACAACAAUAAUAAUGCAAAUAAUAAUACAAAUAAUAAUACAAAUAAUAAUAUUACUACACCAAAAAGUAAAAAACCAGAUGUUGUUGCUACUGUUGAUGCUACUGUUGCUGCUGUUGCUGCUACAACCACUACCACUAGUAGUGAUAAUCAAGAACAUGGUGGUGAUUCAUUAGAUGUUAUUGGUUCAACAUUACCAAAAAAAGGAAUAAUACCAUGUAGUAUGGAAAAUUGUGGUGAUCAACCAGAGGCAUUAAAUAAAAAAGCACUAACUGUUGUUACAAGAGUCAGAGAAAAAUUAACUGGUAGAGAUUUUUCAAAUGAUGAAUCUUUAAGUGUACAACGACAAGUACAAUUACUCAUUCAACAAGCAACAAAUAAUGAAAAUCUUUGUCAAUGUUACAUUGGAUGGUGUCCAUUUUGGUAAUUUUCGUAAUUUCUAUAAGUUUGUUAAGACACAAUUAAUUGUAUAUAUUAUUUGUUUAUACAUAUUAUUAAAAAUAUAUUAAUUUUUUUUUUUUUCCAAUCAAUUAUCAUAUUUGCAGUACUACUUUUAUUUUUUUUACAAGUCAAUUAUGUAUAAGUAUAUGUAUGUACCAAUAAUAAAACAGCUUUAAUAUGUCUC
Aphidius gifuensis is the source of this 8493-nucleotide messenger RNA. RefSeq names its product serine/threonine-protein kinase Tor (gene Tor). Gene Ontology annotation, biological process: TOR signaling; protein phosphorylation; negative regulation of macroautophagy. Gene Ontology annotation, molecular function: protein-containing complex binding; protein binding; protein serine/threonine kinase activity. The record is from RefSeq and is a predicted model, not a curated record. Bases 61 to 8295 code for a protein of 2744 amino acids. Gene Ontology annotation, cellular component: TORC1 complex; nucleus; TORC2 complex. The transcript has 2 exons. NCBI's taxonomy places the organism in Eukaryota, Metazoa, Arthropoda, Insecta, Hymenoptera, Braconidae.